Messenger RNA from Neospora caninum, 750 nucleotides. RefSeq lists its product as hypothetical. Gene Ontology annotation, molecular function: thioredoxin-disulfide reductase (NADPH) activity. The coding region runs from base 1 to 750 and encodes 249 amino acids. Gene Ontology annotation, cellular component: endoplasmic reticulum membrane. Lineage: Eukaryota; Apicomplexa; Conoidasida; Eucoccidiorida; Sarcocystidae. The transcript is spliced from 2 exons. Gene Ontology annotation, biological process: cell redox homeostasis. The record is from RefSeq and is a predicted model, not a curated record.
AUGGCGGUGCCACAGGGCGUCGUCCCUCCAGGGGGAGGCGACUCGGGCGGUUCUCGAGGGCAUUCUGUGACGGCCGACGCGACGACGCCUCCAGCAACCCAGACUUCCUCGCCGGCUGCGCCGCCGACGUCGCUCUCCUCCACGUGGAUCGUCGCUCUGGUGGUGCUCCUGCUCUCGCUCCCGCUCGGCACGGUGAUUGACGGGCUGUUUUCCCCGUCCGGAAACCGGGGAUCCUCUUCGGCCUCGCCUGUCCUCUUUGAGCAGCUUUUCACGCCUCACAACCCCCUUCCCGCCGACGUGGGCCCGCACCAAGUGACCGUCCAGCUCUUCCAGCUGAACCACCUGCCGGGGUUCCGCCUCGUCGCUGUGGACUACCGCCCCUCUCUGUUUCACCAGGCGCUGGGGCGGCUGCUGGACGUCUUGAGCUGGGCGGCGCUCGCUCUCGUCGUCUUUGUGCGACCCAUCUGCGCGGCUCUCGGCUUGACGCAGCGUGGAGGCGAGGGAAGUGCCCAGGCUGAGCAGCUGCCGCCGUGGGCCGAGGCGCUCGAAAACAACCGCGUGACGGCGAUCAUUUCGGCCUUCUUCGGCGCCCAAGUUGUCCGCUCCGUCUUGAUUCCCAGCAACGCCUUCGAAAUCUACUUCGGACCGAACCUGCUGUGGUCUACGGUGCAUAACGGUCGCAUGCCCAAUGGUAGAGACUUGCUGCGCGAGUUAGAAGCCCUCGGCGUGCGUGUGAGGGAUCCGAUGUAA